GCAGAAAUAGGGGCGGUGUCCCGUUUUCUGUGCGCUUCUGCGCGCUGUGUGGUUUGUUCCAAAGACGCGAUGGAUGUUUUUCAGAUUUUCUGCUCUUGUGGGAGUAUGAUAGAGUUUAUGGUGCGGAUGGAGAGGCGUCGGGGUGGGGAGAGAAAGGAUUGGAGUUGCGAAAGGGAUAGCUAAUGCGCUCGCUGGACAGGCUCCAAGGAUUGGGCCGCGUGGCCAGGGGACACAGCGCGGGCUUCUGCGCGCCCCCAGAGGCGUGGGAGCGGGGGCGCGCCCAGGCCCAGGCCCGCGGCUGUCGGGCUGGGGGCGCUGUGCGUGCGCGGAGCAGAUCGGUAGCGGUUUGCCGUUCUCUACGCGUGCCUCGGGGCGUGAACCCGGUGAGCAGUUAUGCGCUGGUUGGGGUCAGUGACGAAUGCGCACGCGUCCUGCUUGGUGAAGCUGAAGGCAGAGCUCGGGAUGGAGGGCAGAAUGGAACAGCAGAGGUGGCUCCUGUUAUUAUUUCUGGUGGUACAACUGCUGCUUAUGGGCGCAUUUCUGUACCAAAACCGCCACCACCACAGCUUCACCUCCUUCUUGCACUUCCUAAUCCAAGAAAGGCCAGAAAGGAGAGAAGAGCUGCCCUUUUUGGUUCAGAUCUCCCCUCCAGGAAUCCGUUACCAGGACGUGUACUCCAACCUCAGCCAGAUCCAACCUAUGGACAUCAGUGAGGAGGAUCUGCCCAACUGCCCCAUCAUCUCACCCUACAUCAAUGGCCCUUUGAAGGUGAUGAUCCCAGAAAACCUGACGAUGGAGCAGGUGGUGGAAAAGAACCCACUGGUGGAGCUGGGAGGCCAGUACCGGCCACCUGACUGCUGGACACGGCACCACACGGCGGUAGUGGUGCCCUACUAUGGCCAAGCCCAGAACCUGCAGCACCUGCUCUUCCACCUGCACCCCUUCCUACAGCGCCAGCAACUGCACUAUGCCAUCUAUGUGGUGAACCAGGUGAACAACACUGCCUUCAACCGGGGCAAGCUACGCAACGUGGGGUUCUGGGAGGCCAUGCAGGAGGAGGACUGGGACUGUGUCUUCUUCCACGAUGUGAACCUACUCCCAGAGGAUGACCGUAACCUCUACAUCUGUGACAUCUUCCCUGCCCAUGUGUCUGUGGCCAUCGACAAGUUCAACUACAAGCUGCCCUACCGAGGCUACCUUGGAGGGGUCUUUGCUCUGCGCCCCAUUCACUACCUGAGGAUAAAUGGCUUCCCUAACACAUACUGGGGCUGGGAGCGUGAGGAUGAUGACAUCGCUGCCAGGCUGAAACUAAGUGGGAUGCUCCUCUCACGGCCCCAUCUGCUCUUUGGCCGCUACCACAUGCUGGAGGGGCAGGACCCCAGCCACAAGCAAAGCCUCCAAACUCCUGGCCUUCUGGCCCGGAUCCACCGCAGGUGGCGACAUGAUGGCUUGAACUCAUUGGGCUACAGGCUGCUCUCCAAGGAGCUGCAGCCCCUCUACACCAACCUCACUGUGGACAUCAGCCCCCCAGCCCCAGGAGCCCCAAUGCCAGGCUGAGGAGUGACUGGAGGCUGGAACGGAAUGCCUGAGAUUAGGGCUGCAGGGCAACCCUCUCACCCAUCCCACCUGGUUUCUUAUUAAAGGAGAGUUUAUUUUACGUGCUUCUCUUC
Diceros bicornis minor is the source of this 1670-nucleotide messenger RNA. Its product is annotated as beta-1,4-galactosyltransferase 3-like. The transcript has 7 exons. Gene Ontology annotation, molecular function: glycosyltransferase activity. Gene Ontology annotation, biological process: carbohydrate metabolic process. The coding region runs from base 394 to 1557 and encodes 387 amino acids. Lineage: Eukaryota; Metazoa; Chordata; Mammalia; Perissodactyla; Rhinocerotidae. The record is from RefSeq and is a predicted model, not a curated record.